CACGCACGUGUGUCUUCAGUUGUUUUUGUUUACAGUUUAAAACGUUUGUUGCAAAAAUGUUGGAGGACGCAUUCAAUGAACAUUAUCUCUGCAAUUUCAAUGAUGCCGAGCAGCCCGAAGGCGACGAGCGACUGUCGCAGCUCUGGGCCAGCCAAGAGCUGUGGACAGUGGCGCAGCUGCAGGAGAUAAUCGAACGCUGGCAGAGCAAAGAGAACAAACAACAGGCGAAGGCGACAACUGAGCUAAUGAAUGAUUUUUUGCAAAUUGUGUUUGCGUUUGUGCAAAACAAUUUCACCGGCCCCUUCGAUAAGUUGGAUGAGUGCACAGAAAUGUUGUCGAAACUUAAGCUGGAGCAGGAUGCACAGGAGCAACUAAAGGCGAGUGGCGAGGAGCUGAAUCCAAAUGUUAAGACAGCGCAGCUGCUGCUAAUAGCAAAGCAAAUGCUGCAGGCGCUGACGACAGAGCAGCCCAAAUCGAAGGUGCUUAGCUGGUGGCGCUUGCGUCUGAUUUGCCUGCAGCAGCAUAUCCUGGAUGAUCUGGCGAGCGCUCUUGUACGAAGAAUUCAAACUACUCGUAGCUGAGCUGCGUCCACAGCUCACAGAUUUCUGCAGCACAAGCAGCUGCAGUCGCUGCUGCUGCUCGAGCUGGCCAAUGGUUAUUUGCAGUUUCAUCGCUCGGAUUUGUCGAGUCAAAUGUUGGAUGAGCUCUGCACGCAUUUGCAGGUGGAGCUCAAGGUGGAGGGGCUGCUGGGACUGCGCACAAAGUUUCAACAGAAAGCGCUGCCGCAGCUUUGCUUAAAGGUGCUGCAAGCGGAGCAGUUGGAUUUGCCCACGGCGCAGGCAACAAAUGGCAAUGGAAAGCUGCCACAGCUGCUGCUACAUGAGGAUGACACCAGACUGGAGCGCAUACGCUUCAUAGAGCCCAAGGACAAUGAAGUAAUGACGCUGCCCAGUGUGCUGCAAGCUUUAGUGCUGGCCAAGGUCAAACAGCUGAAACGCUCGCAGCCCAAGGAUCGCCUGGCGGAUGAGCAACUGGAGCCUUAUACACAAACGCUGCUCUAUCAGCAGCAUGGACCGUUGCAAGUGCGUCAAUCCGCGCUGCUGCUCAAUUGCCAGCAGGAGUCGGGACAACGUCGCACUGUCGAGCGCAGCUGGAAGCAGUGCGAGGAGUGCGUCAAGCUGCUGCAGAAUGCAGCAGUUUACAGCCUGAAGACGCGUCUUUCAUUUGCCUUUGCCGCCUGCCUGCAGCCCAAGUGGCAGGUGCAGCUGCAGCUUGUGGAGCUGCUGCGUUCCUUGGGCAUGACCAAGUCGGCGCUGGAUAUUUGCUUGAAGAUUCAUGCCUGGCAGCAGGUUAUCGAGUGCUACACGAGUCUGGAGCUGCGUCACAAGGCGGCGGAGAUUAUAAGACAGGAGAUUGAGAAGCAGCCCACAGCUUUGCUUUAUUGUUUGCUGGGCGAUGCUGUGGAUGAUCCCAAGUGUUAUGAGCAGGCCUGGGAGCAUUCCAAGCAUACGAGUGGCAAGGCGCAAGCUUAUUGGGGCAAUUACUACUACAGACGCGCCGAGUACGCCGAGGCCAUUGGUCACUAUGAGAUAUCGCUGGAGAUUAAUUCGCUGCAGGAGUCGAUUUUGCUGCGUUGCGGCUUCAGUGCCAUUCAGCUGGAGCGUUGGGACACUGCUGUCAAAUCCUAUUUGGCUUACACGCAUCUCGAGCCCAAUGGCUUUGAAUCGUGGAACAAUCUGGGCAAGGCUUUGAUCAAGCUUGGCGACAAGCCACGUGCGCAUCGCUUGCUGGGUGAAUCACUGAAGUGCAACUACAACAACUGGAAGGUGUGGGAGAACUAUAUGCUCGUCUCGGUGGACACCACGCACUGGGAGGAUGCCAUGCGCGCUUAUACGCGCCUCGGUGAGCUCAAGCAGCAUUUUCUGGACGAGGAAGUGUUGACGCGCAUUGUUUACGGCAUUGCCCGCCAGCUGCAGUCGGAUUGCUCCUCUGAAGCGCAGUCCAAGUCCUUGCAGCGUCGCUUGAAUCAGCUCAUGGCUGCGCAGUGUGUGCGUCAUGGCAAUGAGCCCAUGGUAUGGGAAUUGGCUGCCUUGGUGGCUGUCACGCCGCUGAAAAAAGCCGAGCGCCUAGUCAAAUCCUAUCGCGCCUACACGAGCAAGCAGCUCGGCUGGGAGACAAAGUCCGCGCAUGCCAAGAAGGCGUUAAGCCUAUGCCUGGAGCUCUCCGAGCUUUCGCAGGCGGCCAUUAAAGAACACUCCAGCGAUGAAAGCGAAGUUAUGAUCACUUCGGGACUCAACUCCAGCCGCUUAGCUGUUACCUCCUGCUUGGGCGCACUCAAACGUGCCAGUCUCGUCGAGGUGCCCGCGGAGCAGCAACAGCAAAUGCAGCUGCUGGAGCAGCAGCUAACCCAACUCACCAACAUUGUGCAGCAGCGCAUGCAACGUCCCUAAGUAAAUAAACUUAAGUUGUUCCAAACAGCAAAAAAAACAUU
Drosophila busckii is the source of this 2491-nucleotide messenger RNA. RefSeq names its product tetratricopeptide repeat protein 27. The transcript is spliced from 3 exons. The record is from RefSeq and is a predicted model, not a curated record. Gene Ontology annotation, molecular function: protein binding. Bases 693 to 2450 code for a protein of 585 amino acids. NCBI's taxonomy places the organism in Eukaryota, Metazoa, Arthropoda, Insecta, Diptera, Drosophilidae.